Messenger RNA from Metarhizium acridum CQMa 102, 1047 nucleotides. RefSeq lists its product as uncharacterized. Gene Ontology annotation, biological process: transmembrane transport. Lineage: Eukaryota; Fungi; Ascomycota; Sordariomycetes; Hypocreales; Clavicipitaceae. Gene Ontology annotation, cellular component: plasma membrane. The record is from RefSeq and is a predicted model, not a curated record. Gene Ontology annotation, molecular function: oligopeptide transmembrane transporter activity.
AUGGGCAUCUACUACGGGAAUGUCUGGGAAUCAAUCAAGUUUCCCCUCCUGUCGCAGUUGCUCUACCACGGCUCGUCAAACGCGACCAACUUCGUGCAGUACAACCUCACCGCCAUUCUCAACUCUGACAACACCAUCAACAGCACUCUGGUUGCUGAGCAGGGGCUUCCUUACCUAUCGGGCUCAUACGUGCUCCGCCUCAUCACUACCAAUGUUGGCAUCACCGCUGCCAUCGUCCACUUGCUGCUGUGGAAUUACAACGACCUCAAAGACGGCUGGGCGUUUUUGCGGCCAUCUAGCUUACGAAAGCUCUUCCAGGCCUCGACAUACUUCUCCUGGAGGAGGUAUGGCUCCGGGGACGAGGCGGCGCGACGACAAAGGGUGAUUGACGACAAGGACAUAGAUCCGCACUACAAGUUGAUGAUGCAAAACGGGUACGUCGAGGUACCAAACUGGUGGUAUGGGCUCGUACUCGUGCUGUCUUUUGCUAUCGGCAUCAUCACACUUUACAAGAUCGGCUCAACGCUGCCCUGGUGGGCAUUCUUCGUAUCCAAUCUCUUCUCGGCUCACUUCAUCCUCUUUUUCGGUGCCCAAAUGGGUCUGACCGGGUUUCAAUUCGACCAGCAGCCCGUUAUUUUGAUGCUAGGCGGUUAUCUACUGCCGGGGAAGCCGCUUGCAAACAUGUACUUUACCGUGUUCGGCUUCAACGGCAUCCAGCAAGGCCAGUGGCUUCUGAGGGAUCUGAAGCUGGCCCAGUUGGCCCAUCUGCCGCCGAAGGCGACAUUUGCGGCCCAAAUGCUCGGUACCGUCAUAGGGGCCAUCAUGGACUACGUGAUAAUGGUCAGCAUUGUAGAUAAUCAGACGCCAGCGCUUCUGUCCAAAAACGGCACAAACGUCUGGUCUGGCCAGAAUGUGCAGGCAUACAGCACUCUCGCUGUAGCGCGGUCGAUGGCAAAGGACAUGUUUUCGGUAGGAAGCCGCUAUCAAUGGGUCAUUCUCUCAUACUUGAUCGGAUUUCUGGCACCUCUUGUUAGGACUGGGUUGUAA